AUGGCUGAUCGUGGCUGGUUUGGUCGCGGGCGCUCGGCGCAUAUUGCGCAACAGCCACCGCAUCAAUCCAACACGACGCCAGACACGCAGAGCGAAGCUGGAGAUCAGGCGUCACAUGCAUCGCUUCAUCGUUCCUUGACGCAAAUCCCGCUGCAACAGAGCCACAAGCCCCCGACUCUGGCCAAGAUUUCGAGCUACAUCGGCUUGGGCACUCUCGCGAAAGCUCAAUCUCCUACCGUUGCGGUGUACCCUGAACUCGUCAUGGAACGAAGUAACUCGAUGAAGUCGGGAGCGACUGGUUCCCACGUAACCUCAGUCGACGGUGGUGGACCUAUUGGCGAUUGGCGACCCGCAAACAAGAAGGAGGGGAAGUUCCCCUACUACAAUGAGGCCGAUUGCACUUGGCACAACCCGAGCCUUGAGCAGAUGGUGGAGACCGUGUCGUGCACGAUCAUGAAGAAUGGUUCAUCUGCGCCCAUUCCGCGCCACCUCAAUGGCUGGAUCGCCGGCAUCAUCGAGGAAGUUUCUCACCAAACCAGCGAGCUUAACAGCCUCCGUACCCAGGUUGCGCAAUUGAAGGCAACUCGGCAGGAAGAAGUCAUGGAAUUUUCCAAAGUCACAGAAGAAUGGGCACUACGCGAGAUGAACUUCAAGGCAGAGAUCAACCGUUUGGAGCACAUCAUCUCUGACACACAGCAAGGUGCUGGGUCUGUGCUCUUGGCGAGGGCUGGGAGUGUCGUCAAUCGCAACGAUGGCAGAGCCUUCAGAGCCAAGUUGGACCAGUUGAGCAGGAGCGACGAGGGUAAGCCUUGCUUUGCUCACCCCCCCCCUUUAUCCCCAGUGGAAAAGUCUACCGACAUGAGCCUGGUAGGAGAUGAAAAUGCCCUUCCAGAAGAGGGUCAUCCCGCGGAUAGGCACCGCGACUACCUCGUUGAGCAGGACAAACGUGAUUCUAUCGCAUUAUCCCCUGGGGAUGUCGGCUUGACUGUCAACACAACUCCGUAUCAAGUUCUUGGAUCCACACCUAGCCUGCUCGAUCGUAACAACGAUGUCCACCUGAGCAAACAGCUUCGCAACGCAACCUCCAAGCGCUGCCGUAAGAAGGAUCAGGACAUUGGUGCGAAAUUGGUCGCCGCACGGAUCACGCUUCAGACAACUGGGAAGCCGCCGGCUCCCAGCGCGCAAAACUCAAACGACUCUUCAUCCCAGUCGUCCAGUGGAAAUGCCAGCUGCAGUUCUUCGCUCAUCACGCAGGGCCUCGCUGAGAAGGUAGCACGGGCCAAGGUUACACCACAUACAAGCCCUACCAAGGACGAGAACCUCUGUGGUCGACCAGCAGAGGAGCCAAAGAAGGGCGGCGACAUCUUGGGAACGAUUCGGCAGCUUGCGGCGCAGAAUGGAGGCCUGCCAGAUGACGCUAUUGAUGAUGGGAGUAGCUGUUCAUCAUCGAUUGUGGACCCUAGACAGCACCGAGCCUUUUCAUUCUCGGAUGGAGACGACCAAAUCGCAUCAGAGGACGAACCCACGCCUUCGAUGGACAGGACGUCGCGAAAUAACGGCUCAAGUUCACGAAACCCUCCGCAAGUGUCAGCGGUGCAAGAUCAAUUACUUGCGUCUCAGUUUGAUGGCGCGUCACAACUGUCUGAGAGCAUAUCUUCAAGUGCUUUGGGCUAUCGGAAGUCGGCCUCAUCCCCAUCUUCGAGUGAUACGUCGCAGCUCCGCAGUCAUGCGUCCAUGCAACGGUCCAUGGGACAGAAUCAUGCUACGGAAGCCAGCAAGAAGCAAGAGGCCGCUAACGAGGUUAGAAAGCUGGCGGCAGCUUCGAUCUGUUCACCAAUGAUAAUUGCAAUGGCUAGAGAGAGAAGCAUACCUAGUCCAACGAAGAAGGUACAAGAGGUACAGGAAGGUCAAGUACCGCGCCAGAGUCGCCGCGGUCGAUUCCUGAACCGGAACUACUCCCAGGGCCGCGCUUUCAUCAGCGAUGAGGAGCUUGCCGUGGUAGCCAACCGCACAAGAACCCGUGAACCGGCCCAGGUUCGUGCUAGAGGCCACAGCUCCGCUUCAACCGUGCCAAGCGCUGUCGAACGCCUGUCAACCGAUGUUGGCUGCAACCAAGAGGCGGCAUUUGCUGCAGCGAGGGCACUCAAGAACUCGACUUCUGAACACAAGAGCCAGAACGAGUCGCAGGCUCAAGCCGCUUAG
This is a messenger RNA of Diaporthe amygdali, 2202 nucleotides long. RefSeq lists its product as uncharacterized. NCBI's taxonomy places the organism in Eukaryota, Fungi, Ascomycota, Sordariomycetes, Diaporthales, Diaporthaceae. The transcript is spliced from 2 exons. The record is from RefSeq and is a predicted model, not a curated record. Bases 1 to 2202 code for a protein of 733 amino acids.